CGCGAUACAGGAUAAUACCCUCUCCCGCCGCCAUCUUGUUUGUUGUUGUUGGCCCGCGGUUCAAUCAUGGCGAUGCAUGCUAAAGCGACUCCGCCACAGAUUCCCGACACCCGCCGCGAGCUCUCGGAGCUCGUCAAGAGGAAACAAGAGCUUGCGGAGACGCUGGUGAACCUGGAGAGACAGAUCUAUGCGUUCGAAGGCAGCUACCUGGAGGACACGCAGAUGUACGGCAACAUCAUCCGAGGAUGGGACCGCUAUCUAACCAACCAGAAAAACUCCAACAGUAAGACUGACAGAAGGAACCGGAAAUUCAAGGAGGCAGAACGUCUGUUCAGUAAAUCCUCCGUAACCUCAGUGGCAGCUGUGUGUGCUCUCGGUGGCGUCCCUGAUCACAUGAAUGAAAAACGCGAGGCAGGCAGCGGCACUGAGAGCGACGCGUCUCCGGACCUGCAGAACCAGGAGAACGAGCCGGGUCAGGAGGAGGCGGAGGAUGCAGACGGAGCACUGCAGGACCUGAAGCCUCAGAAAGCAGCAUCGUCCUCCAGCUCCACCAACACGGGCCACCACAGCAGUCACAAGAAACGCAAAAACAAGAACCGACACAGCCCCUCCGCCAUGUUCGAUUAUGACUUUGAAUUUGACAUGAAGAUGAAUAAAAAGCCCAGAGCGGAUUAUUCAGCCUGAUGCUGAAGAUGGAGUGUGUUUGACCUGGACUGUAUCCACCAUCCCCCACACACACACACACACACACACACACCUGCUCCGAUUGAUCCAGCUGCAGGCUGCGUUUAUUCCUCAUCACUCCCAUCAGCCGUUUACCGAAUCCUAGUGCACGUGUGAUUUUAUAAGCUCCCUCCUCUUCCUCAUCGUCCUCGCCGAUCGGUUUCGUACAUCGUCACGUCAGCGCACGCGGAUGCUCCGCCCAAUCCAUUUCACACGUGAACAUACCUCACCGCAUCGUUUUCUUGCGUAUUGGUAUAUUUUUAACGCUGUAUUUCCAUCGUGUCCGUAUUUAUGAUGCUCUAUUUUUUUUUAUUUUUAAUUUUUUAAAUCUUUUUUUUUUUUUUUUUUUUUUUUUUUUUUUUUUUUGGGAAAUGAAUUAUUUUGUAAGUGAAGAAAGGAGGAUCGUGUCGUCGUUUCCAUUGUUGGUUUUUACUCUGUGGAAAUAAAAACAUUUU
Ictalurus punctatus (channel catfish) is the source of this 1178-nucleotide messenger RNA. It is a transcript of the gene meaf6, whose product is annotated as MYST/Esa1-associated factor 6. The transcript is spliced from 8 exons. Lineage: Eukaryota; Metazoa; Chordata; Actinopteri; Siluriformes; Ictaluridae. The record is from RefSeq and is a predicted model, not a curated record. Bases 67 to 684 code for a protein of 205 amino acids. Gene Ontology annotation, cellular component: NuA4 histone acetyltransferase complex.